ACAGAAAAAAAAGAAAAAGAAAAGAAAGAAAAGGGAAAGCGCCCGGUCCAUCUCUCUCCUCUUCAUGACGUAGCUCGGUGUGGUCCCGGGGGUCCGCCGCUCUCUGGUCCCGUCUCCACAGUCCGAGUAGCCUGCGGUGCGACGCGCGCGGUGCCGAGCGGCGAGGUGCGUUGCGGGUAUCCGCUGUCCUUCUACUUCCACGCUCCCCCGGCUUGUCCCACAUAUCAGUGAACUGUUUCCACACUGCCUCAACAGAGAGAGAGGAGAGACCCCGCGGAGAGAGAGAGGGCGGAAAGGAGAGAGAGAGAGAGAGAGAGAGAGAGAGAGAGAGAGGAGGAGGAGGAAAAUAAAAAAGGCAGAAAGAGGAGAGAAGAGGAGGAAGGAGGUCGCCUUAGUCCCUCUCCUGAAUCUCCAACGAGAAGAUGCUGAGAAUAGCCGGCGUGCUGGCUGCUCUGGUUUUGGGGUUGAGCGCCGCUCACACCAAAGUGAAUAAACACAAGCCUUGGAUUGAGACAUCAUACCAUGGGGUGAUCACUGAAAACACUGACAUCGUUCUGCUGGAUCCUCCCCUGGUGGCCCUGGAUAAAGAUGCCCCAGUUCCUUAUGCAGGGGAGAUCUGUGCAUUCAACAUACACGGGCUGGACGCACCGUUCGAGGCAGUGGUGCUGAACGGUACGUCCGGUGAGGGCCAGCUGAGGGCACGGGGCCUGGUGGACUGCGAGUUACAGAAGGAAUACACCUUCAUCAUUCAAGCUCAUGACUGCGGGUCGGGCCCUGGGGGCAUCGAGGGCAAGAAGUCCCACAAGGCAGUGGUGCACAUUCAGGUCAACGAUGUCAAUGAGUUUGCCCCAGUGUUUCGGGAGCCCCAGUAUCGAGCAGCAGUGACAGAGAGCAAGAUUUACGACAAUAUCCUGCAAGUGGAGGCUACUGAUCAGGACUGCUCCCCACAAUACAGCCAGAUCUGCAACUACCAGAUCACCACUACUAACACACCCUUCGCCAUCGAUCGUAACGGUAACAUCCGGAACACGGAGAAACUGAGCUAUGAUCGCCAGCAGCAGUACGAGAUCCAGGUGACAGCCUGGGACUGCGGCCAGAAGAGAGCCUUGCACAGCGUUCCUGUCCGCAUUGACGUCAAGCCGGUCUGCAAACCUGGCUGGCAAGGCUGGAAUAAGCGAGUGGACUAUGAGCCGGGAACAGGCAGUAAGCAGCUGUUUCCCAGGAUGCACCUCGAGACCUGUGGCGGACCUCUGUCCUCGGUGAGGACCACGGUGGAGCUGCAGACCAGCCACAUUGGAAAGGGCUGCGACCGGGAGACCUACUCUGAGAAAUCUCUACAGAAACUCUGUGGCGCCUCGUCGGGUAGCACUGACCUCCUCCCUGCUCCCGGCACGGCCACCAAUUGGACAGCGUCCCUAGUGUCUGACAGCGGGAGGGACAGCGACUUAAUCUUCAGGUUUGACGGUCGUCAGGCAGCCAAAAUCCCAGACUGGGUGGUACCCCAGAAUUUGACAGACCAGUUUACCAUUGCAACAUGGAUGAAGCAUGGGCCUAGUCCAGGGCUCAGAGCUGAAAAGGAGACCCUACUUUGUAACUCUGACAAGACUGAGAUGAACCGUCAUCACUACUCGCUGUAUGUCCAUAAUUGCCGCCUGGUGUUUCUGCUGAGGAGAGACUUCACCCAGGUAGACACCUUCCGGCCGGCUGAGUUCCACUGGAAACUAGAGCAGAUAUGCGAUAAGGAGUGGCAUUACUAUGUCAUCAAUGUGGAGUUCCCAGUGGUGACGCUCUAUGUGGACGGAGUGACCUAUGACCCCUACCUGGUGACGGACGACUGGCCCAUCCACCCCUCACAGAUUGAUGUUCAGCUCACAGUCGGUGCCUGCUGGCAAGGUGGGGAGGUGACCAAGCCGCGGUUCACUCAAUAUUUCCGGGGAAGCCUCUCUGGACUGACCAUCCGACCAGGAAAGAUUGAGAGUCAGAAAGUCAUAUCCUGUCUGCAGGCCUGCAAAGAGGGACUGGACAUAAACUCCCUCGAGAGUCUGGAUAAGAGUAUAAAGUUUCACUUUAACCCAGCUCAAUCCAUCCUGGUAAUGGAGGGCGAGGACUUGGAGAACAUGAACGCCGCUGUGAGGAAAGUUUCCUACAUAAACUCCCGUCAGUUUCCCACACCAGGCAUCCGACGCCUGCACAUCUCCACUACCGUCCAGUGUUUUGGUGAAGACACGUGUAUUACCAUCCCAGAUAUUGAUGCAGUGGUGAUGGUGCUUCAGCCCAGUGAACCCAGGAUCACAAUCAGCGGAGUGGAGAGACUGAGCCAUCCAGCCUCCGACUUCAGAGCAUCAGGAGGGAUUGUUCUGUUCCAGGACCUCCACAUCAUCAGCACAGUCACCAGGGCAGACACCGCUGCACAUCACACAGCACAUCGACCUGGAGUGAUGGAGGAGAUCAUUCAUAACUUAGACUACUGUGAUGUCCUGGUGCUGGGGGAGGAGCUGAGCCCAGAGCACGAAUCUCUCCAACUGCAACGAAGCACUCUGCUUGGAAAACACCUUGAUGCAACCAACUCCACCUCUGGCAUGUCCAUAUACGGCGUGGACUCCAUGUCCAACUAUGAGCAGGUGAUCCGAGAGGUGCGCUACUACAACUGGCGUCCCGGGCAGCUAACGGAGAGGCGUUUUCGUCUCACCUGUUCAGAGCUCAACGGACGCUACACCAGCAAUGAGUUCAGCCUUGAGGUGAGCAUCCUGCACAGUGGAGAAGCGCGGGAACACGUCAAUCACGUGGUAGCUCCACCUCCAUACGUGCAGGUGGUCCACCAUCCGUCCAUGAUCCAGGAUCUGUACCCCGUCCACAGCUCGGGUGUACCGAGUGCUGCCACCGUGGUAAUAGUAAUGUGUAUCGCUGCCCUGGUGGUGGUUGUAGUGUUGGGCAUUUACCGCAUCCACCUGACCCACCAGCAGGAGGUGAAGUUGGCAGAUGCGGCUAAAGAGGCAGACGUGACCUGGGACGAGUCUGCUCUGACGAUCACAGUGAACCCAAUGGAGAACUUGGAGGAGCCUCAGGCUGCAGAGGAGGAAGCCAGCGAGGAGGAGGAGGAAGACGAAGAGGAGGAGGAGGAGGAAGACGACGACGAGGACGACAUCACCAGCGCUGAGUCAGAUGACAGCGAGGAGGAAAUAGACGUCCAGCUACCCAGGAUGCAACGCUCGACCAAGAAAGGCCAAAAUUGGGACAAAACAACAAUAUCCUAUUGAAACAUACACACAUACAUACACCCUCACACACACACACACACACACACACUCUACAACACAUCUAUACUCAAAUCACAUGGCUGAAACAAAAAGACUAUAAUGUUGAUGCUCUAAAAAUAAGGUAAUAUCUCCCCCUACUGGAAGACAACACUUAACCACACACAGACACACACACACAGUUACACACACACACAGACACACAGUGCAGUGAUUUAACCUUAGCCUUGUCACAGAACCUCCUGUUUUAUACAGCUGAUAAGAGAUAAUAUGACUCUAAAAGUGCUCCUCAAUCAAAUGACUUUCGUUGUUCUUAGACGAAGAGAUCACCAAAUUUAGUUUAUUCCCAGAGAGAUGUCCCAUGAAUUAUCUCUCUCCCAUUCCAAUGCAGUCUUUAGUGAACUCGAGCUGUAGAAGCCUUUUGUCAGUGAAACCCUGCAUCAUGCAUUCAGUUUGAUGUGUCAAAUUUCACAGUAAGAUUUCUGAUGUCCCAUAUAAGAAUCAAAAUGCAAAACAUCCUUUAUUUAGGAAAAGUCAAUUGCAAAAGUAAAGAAACUGACUAUUUUUUGGUUUGUAUACUUCAUGUUAUUUAUCAGUCUUUAUUCUGGCCUAUGUGGCAAAGCCAGGUAAUUUUACAGAAAUAGCAUAUUUUAAAUGGUACUCAAAAGCAAAUAGAACAAAAAAAAGGGGAAAAAAAGAUGAUCAAUGUGCUGUCACAGACGUCAUGUUGAACUAGCCGACAGGGCCUGUGUUCUGGGUUUUUGGGAAAGACAGAGGAGUCUCCUUGUACAUUUUUAUACGCUCCUUUCUUGUAAAUAUUGAGUAUAGUAGGUGACCCCACCCCACUGAGUCAGCCCCACAUUGUCUAACCAGAGACCUUCCUCUCCACCUGUACACAACACACCUCUUCAUAUGUAUGUACAUGCCCUAAUCCCUUAGCCUGCAGGAGUCUUUCCAGAGCCGACCCCCAGAUCCUCCGUGCGUGUUUUUAGCUCAGUGUUCAGAUCAUUCUGGCUAAUGACAAACUUGGGUUUGCUCUCGCGGAUGUGCUACUGCCUUUGAAAUAGGUGGGUUAUUAAAAGCUGCACUAGGUGAGAUUUUUGUAUUUAAAAAAAGAGAACAGCGUCUCAUUAAACAACAGCAGAAACUCAGUGAAAGAGAGUUUUGAUUUAAAGUCAAAAAUUCCAGCUGUAAAACACACAAUCCUUGGUGUGGAAGCUAGCUUAAUGGAAUGAAAUGUUAGCCGCUAGCUAGGGAUUUCAAAAAGGGAAAAACUAAGCUAAAAGAAUAACAAUAGCGUACUUGGACUUAUAACUUGAAUAUAAUACAAAUCUAAAUAAAUUAAACUGUUGCUUCAUGUCUGCUGGGUGUGUAGAUAGUCAGCAGUUAGCCAACACAUUAGCCAUAUCAAUUGUGAAUUUCACAUCUUGCAGAAAUGAUCUUGGUACCGCUUUUACUUGUUACCCAUCAAACUACUUAGUAGCUCUAAGGUAUUGAUCAUAUUUGGCAGAAAUUUCAAACCUUCAGAAACCUUCAACAGUGACCAGGCCAAUAAAUAGUCAAGCUCUCACAUUAUGCAUUUAAAGACACUUUAUUGUGGCCUAAUGGCCUAAACUAGAAAACACAGCCUUCCUAACUGGAUUGCUAGUGUCUACAGAGACAUCAGAUACACACUGCAAAAAAAUAAAUGCAAAAUUUAAAAUAGAAGAGGAACUUCUCCAAACUUCUAACUUUGAAAAAAAACUGCAGCAUUAAUGGAAGAAAUUUAGGUCUAGAGACUGAUGUCACAUUACAUAAAUCCCACCUCAUUAGCCAACCCUUGAGGCCGCCGGAUUGUGAAGUCGCCUCGUGCAACUUUUAAGAGGACCGAGAGUGGAAUGCAUUUGGCAGUGUCACAUUUGACGCGAUCAGAAAACCCAGUCGUGUUUUUUUUUUUCCCACUUUGAAAUGAAGGGGCAUUAAUCACUGUAGCCAUCCUCAAUUCAGCUUGUCUGUAGUGUUUGGCAGCAAGAAUCCACAAAUGACCAAUGAAAUGAUGUUUUUGUCACAAGAAAGCUUGUGCGCUAUAUGCCAGAAAUCGAUAAAGGGUUCGGUUAAAGUCAUAAACACUGGAAAAUGUCCUCCUCUAACCUAGUGAGCCUUUGCCAGCUGUCCUGUGGGUAUAACUGGGAGAACCUGUUGUAUGUGUAUACUGUAGCUCUACUGUAUGUUCAUCUAAAGAUCUCAUAUGUUGUUUAAGAGUUUUCCUCAUCUACUGUGACACCUGGUCUUGUGACGCCACUUCCCUUCCUGCACACACCCCUCCUCCUGCCCCCUUGAAAUCUUUGGUGGAUUUUGCAUCAGCCCUAAUGUUGUCCUGACAUUUGUUUUAGAAGAGGACGGUGAAAUUAACAUCGAAACCUUGUAUAAUGUGUAAAAGUUUCUUUCUUUUUUUUAGUUUUUUUUUCUCUGGACUCUUUGGUCUGUUUUCCUUUGGAAUGGUCACUACAGCACUUUGUGUAAAUUGGCCAAUAAAAACUUGUUUUGGAAUCUA
Messenger RNA from Pelmatolapia mariae (spotted tilapia), 5787 nucleotides. RefSeq names its product calsyntenin-2-like. Gene Ontology annotation, cellular component: cell surface; postsynaptic membrane. The record is from RefSeq and is a predicted model, not a curated record. Lineage: Eukaryota; Metazoa; Chordata; Actinopteri; Cichliformes; Cichlidae. Bases 423 to 3257 code for a protein of 944 amino acids. Gene Ontology annotation, biological process: positive regulation of synapse assembly; homophilic cell-cell adhesion; positive regulation of synaptic transmission. Gene Ontology annotation, molecular function: kinesin binding; calcium ion binding; amyloid-beta binding. The transcript is spliced from 17 exons.